AAUUAAUAUACUUAUAUGUAUAUAUAUAGUAUAGAAUAUCAUUCCAUAUGUGUACGUGCAUGAAAAUGGCUAAGAACAACAAUAUUGCAAAAAGAUGGAAAGUUUUGAGCGGUGAGAAUGAGUGGGAAGGUCUACUCGAACCACUCGAUCUAGACCUUCGCCAAUACGUGAUUCACUAUGGCGAGAGGGCGCAAGCAAUAGCUGACGCCUUCAUCGCUGAGACCAAAUCCAAGAACUGUGGCCUAUCUCGAUACCCUACUGAGGGCUUCUUCUCUCAUGUAGGGUUAGACAAAGGUAACCCUUACAAAUAUGAGGUCACUACUUUUUUCUAUGCUGCUUAUGGAGAUCUCGACAAUGGUGGGUCUGAUAAGAUUUUCAAAAAAUCAUUAUCUCCGCUAUCCGAGACUGAGACCUCUAACUGCAUUGGCUACAUUGCUAUUGCUACGGAUGAGGGUAAGGUUGCUUUGGGAAGGCGAGACAUCAUUGUGGUUUGGAGGGGUAGCAUGGUGUCAGAGGAUUGGACUGCUGAUUUUAAGUUUGAUUUGGUGUCUGGGAAGGACAUACUUGGUGCAACUAACAAUCCUAAAGUGCAUAAAGGGUGGUACUCUAUCUACACGGCGACUAAUACUUCCAAGUUUAAUCGAACCAGUGCUCGCGACCAGGUUUUCUCAGAGGUUAAGAGACUAAUGGCGAAAUACCAAGAGGAGGAACUAAGUAUAACAGUGACUGGCCACAGCAUGGGAGCUGCACUCGCAACACUCAAUGCAGUUGACAUGGCUUACAACAAGAUAAACAUAUUUUCUACCCAACCAAACAAGGCUCCAGUUUCGAUCACUGCUUUUGUCUUUGCCAGCCCUCGUGUUGGAGACCGCGGGUUCGGUAGCGUCUAUUCUGAUCUCAACACCGGCAGGAGCCUUCACAUCCUUCGAGUGAAUGAAUUUCUUGACAUUGUCCCCCAAUACCCUUUUAUUUUCCAAGGCUAUGUCGACGUGGGACAGUUGUUGCUCCUCAUGGUUCUCAAAUCACCAUACAUUAAGCCAUUCCUUCAUUUGGUUGCCACUAGAAAGUGGCUACCGGUUCAUAAUUUGGAGCUCCAUUUGCAUGGAGUUGCAGGAACACAGGGUGUUUUCGGAGGGUUCAAUUUGCAAAUUGAUCGCGACCUUGGCCUCAUGAACAAAGGAGGAGACUUUGUUAAGGAUGAGUAUCUCAAAAUUACAAGUUGGUGGACUGGGAAGAACAAGUCCAUGGUCCAAAACGAUGACGGAUCAUGGGAGCUUGAGGAUUCUCAAGAGUAAGAACAGAGAAAAUCAUCAUAUGAUAAGCUUUUAUCAGAAUAACUAGCCAUAUUUGAAUUCAGUGUCAUGUAUUACCAUAAAAUAAAAGCUCAAUUCUAUGUCCAAUACUAUACUAAAUAAGAAGAGCUCCAUAACAAAAGUUCUAAUGAAUUCUCAUUUCUAGUA
Cannabis sativa is the source of this 1460-nucleotide messenger RNA. RefSeq names its product phospholipase A1-II 4. Gene Ontology annotation, biological process: lipid metabolic process. The record is from RefSeq and is a predicted model, not a curated record. Gene Ontology annotation, molecular function: glycerophospholipid phospholipase A1 activity. Bases 48 to 1295 code for a protein of 415 amino acids. The transcript has 3 exons. Lineage: Eukaryota; Viridiplantae; Streptophyta; Magnoliopsida; Rosales; Cannabaceae.